This is a messenger RNA of Ruditapes philippinarum (Manila clam), 699 nucleotides long. RefSeq lists its product as uncharacterized. The record is from RefSeq and is a predicted model, not a curated record. Lineage: Eukaryota; Metazoa; Mollusca; Bivalvia; Venerida; Veneridae. The coding region runs from base 53 to 658 and encodes 201 amino acids. The transcript has a single exon.
ACUAAAAAAAUUAUAUUUGAAUUUAAUUCUGGUGUUGAUAAGUUUUAAAGUUAUGAUUUAUGUAUAUUUCAGUGAAGGUGAAUCUUUUAAUCAUGUAGCAGCACUCAUGUACGCCCUUGAGGACAUCAGCCACAAACGUGCCGAGGGACUGGAUGCAUGCACAUCAGGUCACAAGUGGAAAGAGCCCCGGAAGAGGCGACUAUCACUGAAAAAGUCACAAGAUCUACUGUUCAAGAAACACAAAUUUAAUGAUGAACGUAAAGAUGAACAUGUACAGUCACCAAAGCCCAAAGUAAGAACAGUAAAGCAAGUGGACACCAAAACAUUUGCCGAUAAACUAGAGAAGGUAAAUCCCCAUGCCUAUUGGCUUCUAUCAACAUAUAAGACUGUUCAGUCAUCAGAGCAAAUUAAAGUAGGUUCAGUGACAAAGUGUUACCAUGACCAUGUUAAUUUGGAUUCUGACACAGUGAGAAAUGAGCUCAAAGAAGAAAUGAACAAGAUCAUAGUGUCACAAGCAGAUAUUGAAAGAAUUGAAAGUCAAACUAAAGGACAGGCUAAAAAUGAAAAGUGGCAUCAAGCCAGGAAAAAUCUUCUGACUUCUUCCAAUUUUGGUCUUGUAUGCAAAAAAAGGACAAUACUCCACCAGAGUCUAUUCUGAAGACAGUGCUAUCCUACAAUGACUUUUCAUCAAAGGCUACU